Molecule: messenger RNA, 814 nt
Organism: Teleopsis dalmanni
Lineage: Eukaryota; Metazoa; Arthropoda; Insecta; Diptera; Diopsidae
Product: cilia- and flagella-associated protein 20-like
Exons: 2
Coding region: 124-717 (197 amino acids)
Biological process (GO): cilium assembly; regulation of cilium beat frequency involved in ciliary motility; positive regulation of cell motility
Cellular component (GO): ciliary basal body; motile cilium
Source: RefSeq, a predicted model, not a curated record
AUAAAAAGUUUUAAAAUUUAGUAAACAUUUUGGUUCUCAUUUACAAAACUGUAUUUUAUAUAGCAAACCAGCUACUAAUGUUAAGGUUUCCAUUGAAAAUUCGUUAAGUGAAAUUUUCGCAAAAUGACUUGCAGUUUCAAUAACUUACAGACUCAAUUAAUAUUUAGCAGUCUAAAUAAAAAACCAUUGUACUCCUGGGGUAAAUCGGUGCGUUGUGGUUCUAUAACACGUCUUACUGAUGAAGAUAUCGAUAAACCAGUGCUGCAAUUAUCUGCUGGUGACACGAAGAAAACCUUUAUUACCAUAAGCCUUAAAAAAAAUGUGACCAUAAACAAUAAAUUACCUAUUUUCGUUUUGAUUGUAAAAAAUAUGUAUUCACCUUUCGCUUUUGAUGUACAGGUUAAAGAUGAUAAGGAUAUGUGGCGUCGCUUUAGUUGUGGUACUACAACAGCUGAAACUCGCAUUUCCCCAUAUACUUGUUUGCUGCCAUUAAGCUUAGAUCAUGGUUGGAAUUACAUUCAAAUGGAUCUCGCCGAUUUGAUUAAAAAAAGUUAUGGAACACAAUAUGCUGAAACCUUGCGUUUACAAAUAUAUCCAAAUUGUCGUAUAUAUCGCAUAUACUUUGCUGAUCAACUUUGUCCAAUCCAUCAAUUGCCCGAAGAAUUGACUUUUAUUCAUCUUGAGAAAGAUGAAACUUCAUCAAAAUCAAUCGGUUAAAUUUAUUUAUAGAACUUAGAUGUUCAUGGUGAAAUUUUAGUAAACUUGAAAGUACAGUUUCGGAAAUAAAUUGAAAAACGUUUUAACAUUGAAAAUA